This is a messenger RNA of Cryptomeria japonica (Japanese cedar), 891 nucleotides long. RefSeq lists its product as uncharacterized. The transcript is spliced from 3 exons. The record is from RefSeq and is a predicted model, not a curated record. NCBI's taxonomy places the organism in Eukaryota, Viridiplantae, Streptophyta, Pinopsida, Cupressales, Cupressaceae. Bases 123 to 476 code for a protein of 117 amino acids.
GGCAAUUAAUCAGUCAAACGCUGAUGAAAGGGUGUGAAUGAAUCAACAUAUCACCCAGUUCAAACGGUGGCAGCCUUAAAUCGUCUACUUCCACAGAUAUAUCAUGUGGGGGAGGGAUUUGAAUGAGGGGGGAGGGAUUUGAAUACGUGGAUAAUAACAGCAGCAUUCACGUGGACUGGCAUCUGAAAUCCAGCAAUUUUAUCAAAGAAGCACAAAAACAAAAACCCUUUGAUGCCAAUAGAGUUGCCGAUAUUGAUAAUGAUCAUGAUGAAUUGGUCGACAAGAAUGUGCAACACAAUCAUAGUUGUGUUGAAGUUGAGAGCAAUUAUAUGAAAGAAAAAAUGAAAAAAAAGACCUUGUUAAUAGAGCUCUCUGCAAAGCUACACAACUUUAGGACAAUGUUGACAUUGAUUAUGCCAAAUUUGAGGAGUAUGUGCAUGAUAUUCAUAGGAGUAGCAGUGCUGAACUUGAGGUGAGUGUUAUGAAACUUUACUUUUCCUUAAUUUUGAAACCCUUCAUGUAUUAAUGAGUGUUAUAUCCCAAACAGUGAACAAGCUUAUAGAAUAGUGAAUAGACAACGUACUAAAAUAUUGAAUGUAACCCGUAGAACAAUCAGCAAUGUGUUUUGAUGUUGUUAUUCCACCAUCUGUUGUUGUUACUGUAAUGGCCUCCUCUAAACUACAGUAACUAGUCAGAGUUAGUUUGCAUAGGUCAUUUUAAUAGCUUCAUAGCCUCAUGGACUGUUGUUACAAGUAUCUUCUUUAAGUCUCUUCAAUCUCUUCUUUUCUCUUUUUUAUAUAGAUGUUACCAUCUGUUGUCCAAGUAUUUUGUCUUGAUCUAUUUGUAUAUAAAGCUGCUCCAUACUUAGUCACAAUUUGCUAUUGGCUGUCA